GCUUCGAGUGAGAAGCCCUCAAAAGCCACUUUAAAUUAUUAAAUCAGAAAAGCAGUAUUUUUAACCAUGAUCACUCUUAGAAACACAGGACCCUGGAAUUAUAGCUGAUUCAAUGUUUAAACUAGGGUGGAUUUCUACUGCAGGAGGCUAUUGGAGUGUAGAGUGUCUCAUCACAAUUUCCCACAAAAUGCCUUAUUUUGCAAAACUCAUUUUAUUAUUCUUUUGCUUUGUCCUUCUUGUGGAGAGCAGAAAGCACAGGAGGAAGAGGUGGACAGGUCAGCUGGAGGUGCAGAAGGCAAGCCACAUCUACAAGAAGAAUCAUGAUAUGACCAAAACUCGGAAAGCAAAAACCGAACAGCUUCUGAGAGUCGAUGAUCAUGAUUUCACCAUGAGGCCGGCUUUUGGAGGUCCUGCCAUUCCUGUUGGAGUAGAUGUACAGGUUGAAAGCUUGGAUAGUAUUUCUGAGGUUGAUAUGGACUUUACUAUGACACUGUACUUAAGGCACUACUGGAAGGAUGAACGCCUCUCAUUUCCUAGCUUCACUAACAAGAGCAUGACGUUUGAUGGCAGGCUGGUGAAGAAGAUUUGGGUUCCAGAUGUCUUCUUUGUGCACUCCAAAAGAUCAUUCAUUCAUGACACAACCACUGACAACAUCAUGUUGCGAGUGUUCCCAGAUGGUCAUGUGCUAUAUAGUAUGAGGAUCACAGUGACAGCGAUGUGCAACAUGGACUUCAGUCGAUUUCCCCUGGACUCACAGACUUGUUCUCUGGAGCUGGAAAGCUAUGCUUACACUGAUGAAGAUCUGAUGCUUUACUGGAAAAAUGGGAAUGAAUCCCUGAAAACCGAUGAGAAGAUUUCCUUGUCUCAGUUUUUGAUACAAAAGUUUCAUACUACUUCCAGACUUGCUUUCUACAGUAGCACUGGAUGGUACAAUAGACUAUACAUAAAUUUCACUUUACACCGCCACAUCUUCUUCUUCUUGCUCCAAACCUAUUUCCCUGCCACUCUAAUGGUCAUGCUAUCGUGGGUGUCCUUCUGGAUUGAUCGCAGAGCUGUACCUGCUAGAGUGUCACUAGGGAUAACCACAGUGCUGACCAUGUCAACAAUCAUCACUGGUGUAAACGCCUCCAUGCCUCGAGUUUCCUACAUCAAAGCUGUGGACAUUUACCUCUGGGUCAGUUUUGUGUUCGUCUUUCUCUCAGUGUUGGAAUACGCAGCAGUGAACUACCUUACCACAGUGCAAGAACGGAAGGAAAGGAAGUUGCGAGAGAAGUUUCCAUGUACAUGUGGAAUACCUAAUACAAAAACGAUGAUGCUGGAUGGAACCUACAGUGAAUCUGAUGCCAACAGUCUGGCAGGAUACACAAGAAGCCAGAUAGUGAUUGAGGAAGAAAAACAGGAUAAGAUGGUGGUUCAUUUGGCCAUGAGCAAUGAAUCUAAUUCAUCGAGAAAGAGAGGGCUGAAAGGCCAUGUUGGCCUGCGCAUCAUCCAGAACACCCACGCGAUUGAUAAAUACUCAAGAAUAAUAUUCCCAGGCACCUAUAUAUUUUUUAACUUGAUAUACUGGUCUGUCUUUUGCUAGACAUACCGAAGCAAAAGCCCUUCACAGGACUGUGUGGAUGUAUUUUUUAAAAAAUUCAGUUUGGCUGCUAAGCUAGAAAAACAGUUCGACUAGUGUACCUGUGGAGCAUAAAGCACUGGAUAUGUCCUGCAACGGCACAUUAGUCCAAGGCUUCCCAGAGAAUUUGGUGUGUCAAUUACUCUGUACGCCAAAUCCCCAUCUCCCCUCUGCUCUCUUGGUUUGCCCAACAGCUACUGUAUAUAUAUACUGGACAAUACUGAUAGUGCCUGAUGUGCACUGGGGCCCAGAUCCUCAAAGGGAUUUAGGUGCCAAUUCCCAUUUAUUUCAAUUGGAGUUAGGUUCCUAAAUACCUCUGGAAAUCUAGGCCAGGGCAACUACCACAAAAGAAUCACCCAGCUGCCGCUGCUGGAUUAAAGUGUGAGUUCCAAUGGCUGUGCUGAGGGGCCUGAAAUAGACAACUGUUAGACUGCUUAAUAAGAACUCAGCUUUGAAAGCUCUACAUGAAAACAGAGCUCACUUUAGACCAUUGUUUUUCUUUUUCCUUUGCUUAUAAACAAAUGGCAUCUUUUUAGGAUCUACUUUCAUCAAGCCAUCAGGCAAAAUCCUGCAGUCCUUACACAAACCUCCCAUUACAUAAGUGGAAUUGCUGCCUGGGUGAGAGCUGCAGAAUUCACUCUACCAAGUCUAGGCAAUUAGUUUGUUUUGAAUUAAAAAUGGGGAGGAAUGGUAAAGUAAAGCCAAGAAAUCCCCCCCCCCCCAAAGUUGGGCAGCAUGAGCGCUGGAGCUUAUUUACAAUGACAACUUGGAAAUUUAAAUAAGCCUGUUCACUCCUUACAAACGGGCCUUGGUGUGCAGUAAAGCGACUGUGAGUGCUUUCCCCUCUAACGGAGGUGGAAAGUAACCAACCGGAGCCUUUGAUUAGUGUACAGGAAUGGGGAGUUUAUCCAGGAAUGGCUAGCUCUUUUUGCUUCGUCUCUUCAUAGCUAGGGCCCUACCAAACCUACAGCCAUGAAAAACAUGUCACGGACCGUGAAAUCUGAUCUCUCCCCAUGAAAUCUUGUCUUUUGUUUGCUUCUACCCUAUACUAUGCAGAUUUCACGGGGGAGACCAGAGUUUCUCAAAUUGGGGGUCCUGACCCAAAAGGGAGUUGUAGGGGCUUUGCAAGGAUAUUUUAGGGGAGUCAUACUAUUGCCACCCUUACUGCUGCGCUGCCUUCAGAGCUGGGUGGCCGGAGAGCAGUGGCUGUUGGCUAAGUGCCCAGCUCCGAAGGCAGCACCCUGCCACCAGCAGUGCAGAAGUAAGGGUGGCAACACCAUACCAUGCUGUCCUUCCUUCUGUGCUGCAGCUGGCGGCGGCUCUGCCUUCAGAGCUGGGCUCCCAGCCAGCAGCUGCUGCUCUCCAGGUGGCCAGCUCUGAAGGCAGCGCCGCCACCAGCAGCAGCAUAGAAGUUAGGGUAGCAGCACCAGAACCACCCCCCAACACACGCUCCUUUUCGGGUCAGGACCCCUACAAUUACAACACUGUGAAAUUUCAGGUUUAAAUAGCUGAAAUCAUGAAAUUUAUGAUUUUUAAAAUCCUAUGACCGUGAAAUUGACCAAAAUGGACCAUGAAUUUGGUAGGGCCCUAUUCAUAGCUCAAUGCAGAGAACAGUGUAGGGAGAGGCCUGGCACCUCUCCAGGAACUCAAAGGCUGCCUUUAUUUCUAACAGAAAAAUGCAGCCCACAGAGAAAAUACUUCCCAGCAUGCAGUGCUUUGUCUCCAACAGAGCAGCUAUACUCUAUAGCUGCCCUAUUGUUUAGGCCUUUUGGAUCAAGAGGGAAGUUACAUUCUGGAACUUGUUUGUCUCUACGGGUGCACCUCCAUUUUAAAGAUAAAUGUGGCCAUAAGUAGCAUGGUAGAACUUCAAUGAGCUGGACUCUGGUAACUGGCAUAAAAGUCUAAAUUAUUCUUUAGUAGCUGCUCAAGAGAACAGUAGCAUGCUUCUGCAAAUGGCAUUCCAUGCUUCACAGACAGUGUUGUCUCCUCUUCCUUUUCUAGUAACGCUGACAGGAAGAUACAGAAUUUUGUACAAAAUUGCAACAGGUCACAUUUAAUCUUUCCUUACUUCUUAAGGAAAAUGCCGAAGCAUGCUGAGCUGUGGAAGUGAUGUCAUUAAUCAGAGCAUCUGGAUGCCAAGUUGGUGCAUACCAGGGUGGUCAGACCUGAACUCAGAUCAUUGUGUGCUGAAGUUGGAAGAUCACUCAACAAUAUGAUUAAACUAUACAGCUGACUAGAAUGUCGACAGAGAGGAUGUAAAUAAUAUAGAUAAUGUACAGAGCAUUAAGUCUCUUGCAAUAGCCUACACAUACCAAAUGAAACAGCAAUCCCACUUCAAGAAAAAAAUCUCUACAUACUUAUUGUGCUUUUACAUUUUCAGUUUACAAUAGCAGUUUUGACUUUUCUGCAGGGAUUUAGUGAUUGGCUGGAGUAAACUCUUCCUAGCCUAUCAUCAAUCCCUAGAAUUUAUCCUGUGCCUCAAUUAUUGUUGCUUAAAUUAAACAUUUCAAUGUUAGAUUUCGUCUAAAUGAAAGUGAUUAAAGAAACAAACUAAGAAAUAUAUUCCCCCUUCAUUGCACGUGUAUGUAAGUAAUGAGAGAUUAGUGUUGUCAUAAAGGAGAAAAUAUAUCCCUAAAAUCCCUAGGUAAAACAGAACAGAAGUCAAAAAAUGGACCAAUAUCUCAAAGAAGGCAUAUUCCUAUAUCCCAUCCUCCCACCUCUUUCCUAUGCUACAGAUCAGGGUUUUGUUCCACUCAUGUAAAGAGUACAUUUUAUAAUAGCAGUUUCAAAUCUAAACCAACCACCGUUAUGCAAGAAGAACUAUAGAAAUAUUCCACAGAGUCUUAAUAGAGGAGUAAUUCCUUAUUUAAUCAAUGCAUUUCUGAGUAUUAGCAUUUUAAAAUAAAAUUUUAGCCAAUCAGAAACUAGUUUUAUAUUUUAAAAUGCUUUCAUGAAUCAGUUCUUCUUUGAUUGGCUGAUGUAAGACAAGAGGAGGAAGGAAAGUCAUGUGAUUAAAUUGGAAAAAUGGGAAGCAAGGGACCUGGAUUUUAUUCCAAACACAGCCACAGAAUUCUUGUGUAACUAUGGGCACGUCACUUAGCCUCUCCGUGCCACAGUUUCCCCAUCUGUCAAACAGGGAAUAAUAAUACCUACCUCACAGGGGGAUGAUGAGACGUUUAACUCAUUAAUAUUUGUGAAGCACCUUAAGAUCUUUGGCUUGGAGGCCCUAUGAAAGUGUGAGGUAUUAUUAUUAAUGCACACUACAGAUCUGUUCUCAAGAGUGCAAUUAAUCAAUAAUGGCAAAUUGAACACCAGUUUCCAUCAGACAAAAUGAUUUCAUCUACAUGAGCCAUUUGGCAGUACAGAGCAAAUGGGCCACUUUUAUUAUGGUGUAAUGCCAUUGAUUUCAGUGGAGUUACACCAAGGAUAAAUUUAGCUCAAGGUAUUUAAGUGAAUUCUGUCACUGGGUAAUGUCUGCUACUGUAAAAAAUAUAUAUCUUGAUUUUACUUUGCCAUUUAUUUUUAUUAAAUGUCUCAUCUUCACCUAUCUAGUGGAAGGAAACAAUUAUUCAGAUGCUACGUUCUUCUGCACUGACAUUCUCUUACUUAUAUGCUACCUAAUAAACUUCCUCUGAGGAGGCCAAGUUUAGCUUAUUUAGAAUGUAUGGAUACAUGUGUAAAGGAGAUAUAUGCCUGCUGUGACAUAUCUACAUUUGUUUCUAGCCACUGCAACUAUGCAGCCCAGAUAAUUGCUGAGGAGAGAGUUUAACCAUUAGGGAAAGUUAAUUUGAACACUGCCGCGUUCUUGUUUGAGAUUUUUAAUUAUUAUAUUAAACAAUAGAUGCAAA
Caretta caretta (loggerhead turtle) is the source of this 5466-nucleotide messenger RNA. It is a transcript of the gene GABRR2, whose product is annotated as gamma-aminobutyric acid type A receptor subunit rho2. Gene Ontology annotation, biological process: monoatomic ion transmembrane transport. The record is from RefSeq and is a predicted model, not a curated record. Lineage: Eukaryota; Metazoa; Chordata; Testudines; Cheloniidae. Gene Ontology annotation, molecular function: extracellular ligand-gated monoatomic ion channel activity; GABA-A receptor activity. Gene Ontology annotation, cellular component: membrane.